Molecule: messenger RNA, 2418 nt
Organism: Ceraceosorus bombacis
Lineage: Eukaryota; Fungi; Basidiomycota; Exobasidiomycetes; Ceraceosorales; Ceraceosoraceae
Source: the annotation of a GenBank genome assembly
AUGAAUGCUCUGCAGAGCUACGAUAGCGGCUCGGAGGAAGAUUCCGCUGGACCCUCCAAGCCAUCAGCAUCCAUCAAUGCCGCGGGAGCAUCCGCCGCUCCGGUAAAGAGAGCAAUAUCUCCUGACGAAGAUGACAAUGUGACCGUCGAAGCAAGUGACGCCUUUGGCCUCCAAAAUCUUUCCGGAGGUGACGCAUCGGCCAGUGAAGAUGCCCAAAGGAACAAGGCGAGCAAGAGAUCAAGGGAAGAGGCUGACCGGCCAACGGGUAGCGGCGCUGCGUCUCGGUCACAAGCAGGUUCCUUCAAUGCUCUGACUGUCACCGCCGCUCCGGGCGUGAUCGAUGCUGUGAGUACAUCAUCGUAGUCUGUCCUUGCCAUUUUCCACUCAACUCAACGCCCGAACCCCUCUUGAACUCGAAGGAUCCAUCGGCUGCACAGUUGCUCACGAGACCCAGCGACACCUCUAUGCACGUCAAUCUGCGAUACACCGACAUGACCGCGCCCAUCAUUGGUCCCGAGAAUCCUUUCGCAGCCAGACCGCUUGGGUCGCAAGCCAAUACGCUGACUGGCCACAUUGAAGAAGCUGCCAUGAGUGACUUCGACUUUCGAGCUCAGCAGCGUACCUUUGAGUCUCUAGGAUAUGCAAGGAAUCCAUCAAACCUGGCUCAGAAUGGCGGGAACGGCUUUGUGGGAGAUAAGGCGAGAGCGCUGGCGCUGAAGGGCGCUUCUGCAUUUGAGCUGCGCGGCGGAGACGGCGAGAGCAGGAAAGCUGCGAGAGCAUUGAAAAAGCAACGCAAGGGGCAAGAUGGAAGCUUGGAAGAUGUGGGAGAAGGCGGAUAUGCAGGUCCUUGGGGAGGCUGGCACGGCGAAAAGGUGAACGUCGCAGAAGGUGUCGGUCCCACACCAGAGGAAAUCAAGCGUGCAGAGGAGAGAAGCACGAACAGGCAGCUAGAGAAGCUCGAGAUGGAAGCACGAAGAAGGCGAGAGGAUGCGGCGGGCACUGAAAAGAGCGUCUUUCAUGGUGAGGAGCUGGCUGUCGAGGUAUUGCGUCGCUCGAAUAUUCUCUACUCACACGCAACACGCUCAUGUUGUCCUGCAGGAAAGUCCAUGUAUGAUUACCAAGGCAGGACGUACAUGCAUGUGCCUACUGAUGUGGAUACCAACCUCAAGGGUCAACCCGGUACAGAACAAAGCUUCAUUCCAAAAGCUUGCAUUCACACAUGGACGGGCCACACAAAAGGUGUAAGCGCCAUUCGCCUGCUACCUGGCAGCGGUCACCUAAUGCUGAGCGGCAGUAUGGACACUCAGGUCAAGGUGCGUAGCAGCUCGCAAGGAAUGAUGCAUUGUUUCAGGAAAUACUGACGCGUUUGCCUUGUCUGACUGAAGCUCUGGGACGUAUAUCACGACGGCAAAUGUCUCAGGACUUACAUGGGCCACAACAAAGCGGUACGAGAUGUUACAUUUAGCCCUGACGGUCGACGGUUCCUGUCGGCCUCGUACGACAGGCAAAUGAAGCUUUGGGACACGGAGACAGGCCAAUGCAUUCGAGCAUUUUCCAACGGAAAGGUGCCUAACGUCGUGCGCUUCCACCCCGACAAGCCAAACAUCUUCUUGGCGGGGAUGAGCGACAAGAAAAUCACUCAAUUCAACACGGACGAUGGAGAGGUUACCCAGGAGUACGACCAACAUCUUGGACCUGUCAACUCCAUCACUUUCGUCGACGAGAACAGGCGUUUCGUCACGACCUCUGACGAUAAGACGAUGCGAGCGUGGGACUUUGACAUUCCAGUCGUGGUCAAAUACAUUGCGGACCCAACCAUGCACUCGAUGCCUGUGGUGGCGACGCAUCCAAACAGUGAGUGCAGCUCCAUUCGAUGCGAUGUCGCACAAUACCACGCUGAUCUGGUGUCACGGCUGUCGCGCUUCUUGCUUCCCUUGCAGAAAAAUGGCUGGCGUGCCAAUCGCUCGACAACCACAUCAAUGUCUUCGCAUCGGACAGCUUCCGGCAAAACAGGAAAAAGAUCUUUUCGGGGCAUCACAUUGCGGGUUACGCUUGUCAGCUCGGCUUCAGCCCUGAUGGUCGUUUCAUCUCGAGCGGCGACAGCGAGGGAAAUGUGGUGUUUUGGGACUGGAAGAGCGGCAAGCUGCUCAAGCGCUUGAGGGCUCAUAAGGACGUCGUCAUCAGCCACGAAUGGCUGCCUCACGAAACGGUGCGUUGUGGAUCAAGAGCUCUUGCACCUUGGCAGAGCAGAGCAGCUGCUGAAAAAAUUCAUUUUUAUGCUUGAACACGGCGCAGAGCAAGCUUGUCACGGGCUCGUGGGACGGUACGAUCAAGCUUUGGGUAAGUCGGCUUUUUGCCGCGCUCUUAUUCGCAAGAGCCUCUUGAGCUGAUCCCAGAUCUUCUUCAUCGCAGGACUGA